AGGAUAACGUGCAAAACUGUAAACAAAAACUGACAGACGAAGAAGUAACUGAAAAAAAAAGUAUGCUGAAAAAACUGCUGGCGCUAAGGGGUGGUAGUGGGUCUCUUUUCUCUGACAGAGGAUGACUAAAAAUCGUGUCCUUUGAACGAAACUAAAACAAAAUGUGCAGAAGAAUGAGUUAAUAAUGGCGGUGGCAGAAGCAAGAACAGCUUGGCAAAGAGUAGCUAAUCGAUGUUUGGUCCAGGAAGAUGCCAAACGAGCUCCAAAGUUGGCAUGCUGCUCAUCAGCGUCACCCUCAUUGAAACAAGUUGAUACUGAGCCUGCAAAUGGUGCUGAUGCGCACGAAGCGUCUGGCACAUAUUUCCAGCCCUUUAACAGGAACUCUUCAUAUUGUGAUUUAUCCCCUAAUUCAAGAUGGUGGCUGCAUCUUCAACCUAAUUAUGGGUAUCGAAGAGGCUUAGUGAGUGAACCAGUAGAUUCUCUGGAUUCAGAAAUGGAGAAUAUUGGACCAGUUUCAGAUUCAACCUCUAAAAAUAGCAAGUUAUGUGAUCAGAGUGAAAAAGUUGGUGGUUACGCGGAUGAAAUCAGUAUUGGCCGAUCUCUAGAUUCUCAGGUUACAAGAUCUACAAGCCAUGUAAACAGUGGCUUGGGAGUUGGAAGCAGAGAACUAAUAGAUGUGUUUACUGAGAUUUCCAAGGAUAGUCUUAACCUUGAGGACACAGACUAUCCUUAUGAAGCAAGUAAGAAAGGUCUGGUUGAUGAACUUUCAUUUGAUACAGAGUAUCCCUGGAUGGGUGUUGAGAAAACGGAGCCAUGGUGGCGAACUGCUGACAGAGAGGAACUUGCUUUAUUGGUUGCCCAGAGAUCACAUUAUUUUAUGGAGAAUUGUGAUCUUCCCCAGCCUCAGAAUAAUUUUGUUAAACGGGAUCACGAUGUGGACGUUGACAGUAAGAAUUAUGCUUCUUCUAUGGGUCCAAAAGCUGGAACUAUGCGUCAACAUAUUGUGAAUAUUCAUCAACGUGGUAAUCUUUCUUUUGAACGUCCAUCUCAGUUAUAUGCUGAAGGGAACUUGCAGCUCCACACUUGCAAAUCAUCAAGUUUGAGGAAUAGUGACCAAAAGCUUGUGCCUGAAACGAAGACAUCUGGAGAUGAUGAAAGCAAGGCCCAACUACUAAAAGCACUUCGUCAUUCUCAAACGCGUGCAAGGGAAGCUGAGAAUGUGGCAAAGCAAGCCUUUGCAGAGAAGGAGCACGUCGUUCAGCUGGUCUUUAGACAAGCAUCACAACUUUUUGCCUACAAACAAUGGUUCCAGCUACUGCAACUAGAGAACUUCUACUUCCAGAUUAAAAACAACAAAAACCAACCCAUAUCGGCCACAUUACCAGUAAUGUUACCAUGGUUGCCCCAGAAACCAAAGAGACCGCGGAAGAAGCCUGCUAGGGUGAAACGAGCCCGUCCCAAGUAUGACUUGAGCAGAUAUGCAGUUGUUUUUGCACUAGGUUUGGGUCUGGUUGGUGCAGGGUUGCUUCUUGGGUGGACGGUCGGGUGGAUGUUACCGAUGUUCUGAGCUGUGUAGAUUGUAUCCAAUUUUCCUGUUAAUAUUUACUAGUUUUGUGAAGAUUGGUUCACAGGGGAAUUGACUGGGUGGUUGUGUCUAUGUAUGUUAGGUGUAUGAUUAUCAUUUCUACUAUUACUUUGGUCUUAGCUUUUAGUACUUGAAUUGAAAAUGAAACACUGAGCUUUCCCUCAGCUUGUACUUGAAGACAAGCAAGCAUGCAUAUACCUUAGGCCAGUUAUGUUUUAUCCUCACCAGAAACAUGGUUUCUAUUGACUGUUUUGUAUAGUCAUGAUGAAGGAAUCCAUGGGAAUUAGUAUUAUGCUCUGUAAUUUCUUUUUCCUCUUAUGAAUUUUCUACAUAUGUCAGAUAUGUUCAGUGUC
Molecule: messenger RNA, 1938 nt
Organism: Lycium barbarum (goji berry)
Lineage: Eukaryota; Viridiplantae; Streptophyta; Magnoliopsida; Solanales; Solanaceae
Exons: 3
Coding region: 185-1567 (460 amino acids)
Source: RefSeq, a predicted model, not a curated record